Molecule: messenger RNA, 3551 nt
Organism: Nematostella vectensis (starlet sea anemone)
Lineage: Eukaryota; Metazoa; Cnidaria; Anthozoa; Actiniaria; Edwardsiidae
Product: polyunsaturated fatty acid 5-lipoxygenase
Exons: 15
Coding region: 308-2323 (671 amino acids)
Biological process (GO): lipid oxidation
Molecular function (GO): protein binding; metal ion binding; oxidoreductase activity, acting on single donors with incorporation of molecular oxygen, incorporation of two atoms of oxygen
Source: RefSeq, a predicted model, not a curated record
UGCACUAACACUACAGACCUAUAUGCAUUAGCGUCUGUGGGGCGCUUCUUUCCAACAUAUGAAACGCCGCUUUGUCCCUCGGGGUAAGAGAAAAAUUAUAGAAACGGUCCUCAACACGAAUUCUAAGCAAGAUCAUGGCCUCCUCGCAUCUAGUGAAAACUGCACAAAAGAGUAAAUGCAAACUCAUGAUUUUAUAACAAAAGGUGAGAGUUAUAUAUCCAACUAAAAACAGCCAAAUAUUAUCCCGAAUGAGGUCGGUGAAUUUCGAGUGAUUACUGUUAGAUGAAUCUUGGUGGAAUCAUUCGCUAUGGGAAAUUCUCAAGAUUGCUUCUCGUGUUUUGAAACGCCAAACAUUAUUGUAGCCUUAAAGACGGGUGAUACCCGUGGCUCGUCGCUCCACAACUGCGCGUACCUGACUUUAAUAGACGCGAAUGGCAAGGAGUCUAAGGAAUACUGCUUAAGCGGGUGCUGUGUUUCGGUAUUUAAACGAGGUCACACAGACGUUUUCACGUUUAGCACGGAGCUGAAAAUAGGGCCCAUCAAAAAAAUUCGACUCGCUAGAAGCGAGCUGCAUGAUCGCAAAUGCGUCGACUGGUUCGUCGAGAAAGUGGAAAUUCGCAGGUAUUUUGAGAGUGGUGAGCGCGAAGAUCUAGUGUUCCCGGUGCAUCGAUGGAUACGGAACAGAAGGCCCAUCACUAUUACCAUGCACGACACACUGCUACAGCAGGAUGACGACGAGCCCGAGCAAAGGGAAACAGAAUUGUUUUGGAAGAGAACUAUGUAUAGGUACCACCGACGAGCCCCGUGCAUCCCCCCACAGAUCAGCGUGUUCCCAAAGGACGAAGUAUUUAGCGGAAAUUACAAAUGGGAUGUCGUGGUCCGAAAGCAGACUUUAAAGUCAAAGUACAAGCUGCCUACGUAUGGAAACAAGCCAUGGGAAAAUCUCUACGAGUUUGAUGAUAUUUAUGGGAAAAAGAUCAGCACACCGGCGGGCCGGCAUCUAUGGCGGGAUGAUCGUCAUUUUGGCAUGCAAAGGCUCAUGGGUUGCUGCCCGAUUCUCAUUUCUUUGUGCAAAGAAAUCCCUGUCAAUUUUGCUGUGACGUCAGAAAUGGUCUUGCCGUUUUUAGAGGGACUGGAACUAGACAAGGCGCUGGAGGACAAUCGAAUAUUCAUCGUCAACCUUCAUGAAAUCAGCAAAAUACAGCUUGACAACAAUCGAAAGGUGUGUUCACCGUUUGCCUUGUUCUUUCUAAACAAUAACAAAGAACUGAUGCCUAUCGCGAUACAGCUUUUUCAAGAAAAGUCUGCCAAUAACCCGGUUUUUCUUCCAGGCGACCCUUGGUACACAUGGAGUCUUGCCAAGAUGUGGUUCAACCACGCCGAGGCUCAGUAUCACCGCGCAUGUGCACUCAUAGGGUUUACACAUCUUGUGAUCGAAUCAAUCGCUAUAGCAACACACCGCCAGCUGUCGCCAUCGCAUCCCAUUUUCCGACUACUGGCUCCCUUCAUCCGUGACAUAAUAGCUAUAAAUAGCUUUGAAGUGAACGAGCUCCUCGCCCCAGGCUCUUGGCUUGACAGCAGCACUUCUCUAGGCUCGAAAGGAAUUGUGGAUCUUCUCCAAGUCAGUUUUCAGGACUGGAGACUCGAUUUACAUGGGUGUCUGCCAAAAGACCUUGAGCGGAGAGGGGUGGCUGACCAGAACAUACUUCCGGUUUAUCCCUACCGUGAUGACGCCUUACUCCUGUACCAGGCGGUGGAAAGUUACGUGACAGCCGUCGUCACGCAACAUUAUACCAGUCAAGAUAUUCUGACGAGUGAUUCUGAGUUGGCCGAGUGGGCGAAAGAUUUAGCUCAGGAGGGAAAUGACGGAUGCGGCAUAAAGGGAAUUCCAGGGGACGGCACCCUAAGCUCAAUAACCGAUCUCAUCACCUUGCUGACCUGCAUAAUCUUCACGAGUACCGUCAGCAACUCGGCAACAAACACCCCGCAGUACGAAGAGUACGGCUUCCUUCCCAACUACCCUUCCCUGUUGCUAGGGGACCCGCCCAGAGAUAAGGCUUGGAGAGAAGAAAGUGAUAUCUUACAGUGCCUUCCGCCAAAGCAAACUUGCCUCGAUAUCAUGCUUGUCACCAAACUCCUGGCCGAGCGUCGGCGCUAUGGUUUCUCCAACAUGCGUCUUCGGUACCAGUCCAUCCCGGAAGAGGUCAAGGCUUUUGAAAGGUUCUUAGACGAGCUCAAAGGAAUUUCACAUAGCAUCCAAGACCACAACCGCAAGCGCGGAAUAGUCUACGACUACCUCAACCCAUUCCAGCAAUCGGAUUAAAAAGUUUAUCUACACAAGACAACCAAAUUCAUUAAUUGGGUAAACAGGACUCUAGCCUUAGUAGCUAGACGGCGGAAAUAUUUCUUUCUUCACCACUUAAGAGAUGAGAAAGUAAGUGUGUUAACACAUGGCAGCUAUUCAGUGCUGCGCCGACUUUCGAUUACUCCGUGAGACACCAAGAAUUCUUAGACCGAAUAGUUUAGAGAGUCCAGGUUUGCUCAUAGUUAUUUCAAAGCUAUGGAAGGGAGCUAGCGGGCCUAGCUUUAAUUAAGGUUAUUUUCGUAGUCAUUUUCCUGUUUUUGUGCUUGAAAGGCGGCAGGACCUUCAUUAUAAUUUCACUUGGAAUGUACUCAGUAAAUUCGUAAAGAAGAAAUCAAGUGAUAUCAUCAUAACAAACAAUACAAGGAGUCCCGCGAAUAGGGCAUGGUUUCUUAGAGCAUAUAAUUCAAUUUUCCCUAGUUCAUAUUGAAGGUUCACAGACACUCCGUUAGGGGGUAAAAGUAUUAUUGACUAAUGUAGGGUUAGGAAUAUUUAUCUAAUUAACUCGUUUGGGUAAUACAGCAGCCUGAACCCAGGCGUUCUAAUCGAUUUUCCCGUCGUUGGGUUUCCUGUGAAUGGUAAGAGAUGUGACGUCACAGCAAAUCCCCCAUGGUGCCUCACGGUUGAUCUCCGAGUACAGGGGACCCGGUAAGAACGCCCGGGAGUCAAAUUUCAGAGACGGCUGCAUCCUACCAUACAAUGACAAAAAGCAACGAAAGUGUCCCUCUAAGGUUCCAGUAAAUUUUCACCCACAACAAGUUACUUUCGACAACACCCACGUUUUUUCUUUCACCUCUAUUUUUAUAGAAAUAGUAUUUCCUUCAUUUAAUAGAAAUAGUAUACACUAUUUCUUUCAUUUUCAUUGCUUCUAAAUUGCCGAUGAUUUCAUUAAUAUAAGUUUGAAUAAGAUGUCCACACGGCUCUCGUACCCAAAUGGUAAAUAAAUCUAAGUGGAAAACGUAACCAUGAUUUAAAUUAGUUUUAAUUAUUAAUUCAUAUAUGGUUUUAGAUAACAAUUAAGGGAUGUGAUUUUAGAAAUCAAAUAAAAUGCUAAGGUAAUGUAAAACAUUAAAUAUUGAUUAAUUUUUAAUUAUAUAAUCAUGCCAUAUUGUUGACAAGUGUGCAAUUAUUAUAGUGAGGUCAGAUGAUCAAUGUAGUUUUUUUUUAUUAAUAAACAUCUUCCAUUCAA